Molecule: messenger RNA, 2232 nt
Organism: Durio zibethinus
Lineage: Eukaryota; Viridiplantae; Streptophyta; Magnoliopsida; Malvales; Malvaceae
Product: mitogen-activated protein kinase kinase kinase ANP1-like
Biological process (GO): protein phosphorylation; MAPK cascade
Cellular component (GO): cytoplasm
Molecular function (GO): ATP binding; MAP kinase kinase kinase activity
Source: RefSeq, a predicted model, not a curated record
UAAAAUAAAAAACUACUGGUAUUUUUGAAAAGAGAACCAACCCCACCUUUUUCCCUCCUCUCUAUCUCUCUCCAAGUCCAAAGUUCCAAUUUUUUUCUCAGUUACUUUUGCCGACCAAAGAAAAAAAAAAUAUGAAAAGAAUCAAACUUUGAAGAGUUAACUCACUCCAAUCUCGCUCUUUCACUGUCUCUGUUCCUCAACUGUUUCCAAAUGCAAGACCUCUUCGGAUCAGUUCGCCGUUCACUGGUGUUCCGUACAACCCCAGACAAUAACAACAGCGGCCAAGAAAACAGCCCCCCAUUGCCAACUACAGCCAAUUCCUUGGUUGAAAAGAUAAAUUCUUGCAUCCGAAAAUCACGGGUCUUCUCCAAACCUUCCUCUCCGUCGCCUUCUCCUCCUCCUCCGAUCCGAUGGCGCAAAGGGGAGUUGAUUGGUUCUGGUGCCUUUGGCAGGGUUUAUAUGGGCAUGAAUCUUGAUUCUGGAGAGCUUCUUGCUGUCAAAGAGGUUCUAAUUGCAGCAAACAGUGCUUCUAAGGAAAAAGCACAGGCUCAUGUCAGGGAACUUGAGGAAGAAGUGAAGCUUCUGAAAAAUCUUUCACAUCCAAACAUUGUUCGAUAUUUGGGGACAGUGAGGGAGGAGGAAACUUUAAAUAUUUUGCUUGAAUUUGUGCCUGGAGGAUCAAUAUCAUCACUUUUGGGAAAAUUUGGACCCUUCCCUGAAGCUGUUAUAAGAACAUAUACGAAGCAGUUAUUAUUGGGCCUCGAGUAUUUACACAACAAUGGAAUUAUGCACAGGGACAUUAAGGGGGCAAACAUCCUGGUAGAUAAUAAAGGAAGCAUUAAACUUGCAGAUUUUGGUGCAUCCAAACAGGUCGUUGAGCUGGCUACUGUUUCUGGUGCCAAGUCUAUGAAGGGUACUCCAUAUUGGAUGGCUCCUGAAGUCAUUUUGCAGACAGGGCAUAGUUUUUCUGCUGAUAUAUGGAGUGUUGGCUGUACGGUAAUUGAGAUGGCCACUGGAAAGCCUCCUUGGAGCCAACAGUACCAGGAGGUUGCUGCUCUCUUUUAUGUAGGGACAACAAAAUCUCAUCCACCUAUUCCAGAGCAUCUUUCUACUGAGUUAAAAGAUUUUCUCCUGAAAUGUUUGCAAAAGGAACCAGAGUUGAGGCCUGCACCAUCUGAACUACUGAAGCAUCCCUUUGUCACUGGAGAAUCCCACGACUCUAAUCCUGUUUUGCUUGCUUCAGUCAUGGAGAAUUCUGAAAUCCCUUCAUCAUCACUUGCCACUAACCAUGAUAGCUUUCAAGUUUCAAUGUGCCCUGACUCAGCAGAUAUCUGUAACUUGGGUAGUCUGAACUGCUCAAACACAUUUGUCGAUAAGUUUUCAGAAAGCAAAGGCAUGUGGAGAAUGAACUGCGGUAAAGAUGAUAUGUGUCAGAUUGACAAAGAUGAUUCUAUGGUAAGUGAAGUAAGGCUUCCUUCUGCUUCAAUGCUUGAUAAUGUUAACAAGAGUUCUGAUCCCUAUUAUGAACCUUCUCAUAACUGGAAGAGCAAAUUUGGUGAAGAUCCUGAAAUGGUGCCUGUUGGUCGCCCUACAACAUGUGGUGAAGGGGGCAAUGAUUCUUCAUUUACUUGUGGGCCAUCACUCUCUGAAGAUGAUGAUGAACUCACUGAAUCAAAAAUUAGAGCCUUUUUGGAUGAGAAGGCUUUGGAACUAAAGAAGCUGCAAACACCAUUAUAUGAAGAGUUUUACAACAGUUUGAAUUUAACAUGCUCCCCUAGUUUUAUUGAAAAUAAACGUGAUGAGACACCCCCAAAUUACUUGAAAUUACCUCCUAAAAGUGGAUCCCCAAGUCGUGGUCCUAUUAGCACCCCAUCUUCGGCAGCUGAUGCUGUUAGUACGGGAAGUCCAGGGAGUAACAAUAGCAGGCGAGUGUCAAAUAUUGGUAAUGCUAGUGACCAAACUCCACAGGACAAUUCAUCACCUCAGCAUAGUGAUUGGAAAGGGCUUCUAGUUGAUGGCCAGCCAGAACCAAGCAGCCCAAGUGUAAUCUUCUCUGAGAGACAGAGGAAGUGGAAAGAAGAGCUUGACCAAGAGCUUGAGAGAAAGCGAGAGAUGCUACGCCAAGCAGGUGUGGGAGGGAAGACUUCGUCACCUAAGGAUCGGGCCUUAAAUAGGCAGAGAGACCGGACAAGGUUUGCAUCUCCGGGCAAAUGAGUGCAUGUUACAGUUAAC